This is a messenger RNA of Aspergillus viridinutans, 1239 nucleotides long. Its product is annotated as Gfo/Idh/MocA family protein. The transcript has 2 exons. Gene Ontology annotation, molecular function: nucleotide binding. Lineage: Eukaryota; Fungi; Ascomycota; Eurotiomycetes; Eurotiales; Aspergillaceae. The coding region runs from base 1 to 1239 and encodes 412 amino acids. The record is from RefSeq and is a predicted model, not a curated record.
AUGGGAUCUCUGGCAUCCAUGGUCGGUCGAAUCUACCAGGCGUUCAGUCCGCCGCAACAACCUGCCAAGCGUGGAGAUGCCCUCAAAUUCGGCAUCUUGGGAGCUGCCAACAUCGCCCCCCUUGCCCUGAUUACUCCCGCCAAGUCUCAUCCCGAAGUCAUCAUCCAGGCGGUUUCGGCUCGGGAUCGUAACAAGGCCGAGGCGUUUGCCAAAUCUCACGGCAUUCCCGAAAUCAAAGAGUCAUACGAAGAUAUUCUCAACGACCCCAACAUCGACUGUGUCUUUAUUCCCCUUCCAAACGGCCUGCAUUAUGAAUGGGCCGUCCGUGCCAUUCGCGCCGGCAAGCAUGUCCUCCUAGAGAAGCCUUCCGUGUCAAACGCGACAGAAGCAGAAAUCCUCUUCACCCUGCCCGAGUUGUCUCAGCCUAAUGGCCCCGUCCUGCUGGAAGCGUUCCACAGCCGCUUCUUCCCGGCCUGGUCCUACUUCCGCUCGUUGAUCAACCCAGCCGAUGUCGUCCACGUGAACGCCGUCUCCAUGAUUCCCUGGUGGGGAACCAGCAAGGACGACAUCCACUUCAACUACAACCUGUCCGGCGGAAGCAUGAUGGCAAUGGGGACCUACAACUUCGCCGCGCUGCGGCUCUUCUUCGACGCCGAGCCGGAAGAGUGUCUCAGCUGCCAGACCCACGCCUACACCGACGGCAUCCACGACAAAUGCGACUACGACUUCACAGCCAAGUUCCGGUUUCCCAACGGCGGCAUCGGCGAGGCGUCGAGUACCCUCAAGGGACCCACGUACUGGACCCCGUCCCACGUCACCGUAACCCACAGGGAAACCAUCGUGGCGGACAAAAGCCUCCCCGACUCGCAGUUCAAAGCUCAACAGCGCGAGCUAACGCUCCACGGCUUCGUGCACGGCAUCUUCUGGCACCGGAUCGAUAUCAAAGACGUCUACGAGAUCCGGAGCCGAGACACGGGCGAGACCAUCAGAAAAUGGGAGGAGAAGACCUCCCGCAAAGCAUACACUUUCAAGGAAGCGGGUGGGGAGUUCGCGGACCUGCCUGGGGAAGCUUACUGGAUGUCGUAUCGGCACCAGUUGGAGCAAUUCGUCAAUCGCGUCAAGGGCCGCAAGACUCAACACUGGAUCAAUGGGGACGACUCGAUCGCCCAGAUGAAGAUGUUGGACAUGGCGUAUGAGAAGAGUGGGCUUGGUCCCCGGCCCACCAGUUCGUUUAAAUAG